ACAGAUUUCUCGCUGCUGGUGAUAGACGAGUGCCACCACACCCACAAGGAAGCCGUCUACAACAAAAUCAUGCUGAACUACCUCCGGCGCAAGCUCAGCGGGCAGCAGGACCUGCCGCAGGUCCUGGGCCUGACGGCGUCCCCCGGCACUGGUGGAGCGACCUCCUUCGAGGGGGCCAUGGAACACAUCCUGCAGAUCUGUGCCAACCUGGACACCGAGGAAGUCACAUCGGUGCAGGAGGAGCUGCAGCACCUGCAGAGCCACGUCCCCCAGCCCAGGAAGCAGUACGACCUGUGCCAGGAGAGAGCCCCCUCUCUGCUCCAGGACCCCUUUGGCGAGCAGCUGAAGAAGGUGAUGGAGCAGAUCCAGCAGUACAUGGAGAUGCCUGGCCUGCCGCAGGACUUCGGCACGCAGUUCUACGAACAGCGCAUCGUGGAGCUGGAGAACAGAGCGGCAGAGACAUUUCGUCGCAUGACGCGGGUGUGCGCGCUGCACCUACGCAAGUACAAUGAUGCUUUGCUGAUCAACGACACGGUGCGGAUGAUCGACGCCUUCCAGUGCCUCCAGCAGUUCUACACCACCGAGAGGGACGUGAGGGACCCCACCGAACAGUUCCUCACCACCGUGUUUGAGGAGAACAGGACAAGCCUGCAGGUGCUUGCCAGGGACCAGCGCUACGAGAACCCCAGGCUGGUCAAGCUGGAGGAGAUCCUGCGGGAACACUUCCAGCCCCUGGGCACUUCUCGUGGCAUCAUCUUCACCAAGACGCGGCAGAGCGCCCACAGCCUGCUCAGCUGGCUGCAGGACACGGCCGCGCUCUGCCGGCAGCACAUCAGGGCUGCUGUCCUCACUGGCGCCGGCUACAGCAACCAAACCAGGCACAUGACGCAGAAUGAGCAGCAGGACGUGAUCAAGCGGUUCCGCGAGGGAGCCCUCAACCUGCUCUUCUCCACCAGCGUGGCCGAGGAGGGCCUGGAUAUCCCCGAGUGCAACAUUGUGGUCCGCUAUGGGCUGAUGACCAACGAGAUCGCCAUGAUGCAGGCCCGGGGCCGUGCCCGUGCCGAGAACAGCGUCUACUCCGUCCUCGCCAAAGCCAACAGCAGAGAGGUCUCCCGCGAGUUGCUCAACGAGGACCUCGUGGAGCUCAUGGAGAGGGCGAUCAGAGCAGUGCAGGCCAUGCCCGAGCGGGAGUACCGCCUCAAG
This is a messenger RNA of Phaethon lepturus (White-tailed tropicbird), 1203 nucleotides long. RefSeq names its product DEXH (Asp-Glu-X-His) box polypeptide 58 (gene DHX58). The transcript is spliced from 7 exons. Lineage: Eukaryota; Metazoa; Chordata; Aves; Phaethontiformes; Phaethontidae. Gene Ontology annotation, biological process: positive regulation of interferon-beta production; innate immune response; response to virus. Gene Ontology annotation, cellular component: cytoplasm. The record is from RefSeq and is a predicted model, not a curated record. The annotation marks the transcript as partial. Gene Ontology annotation, molecular function: double-stranded RNA binding; zinc ion binding; single-stranded RNA binding.